This is a messenger RNA of Macrosteles quadrilineatus (aster leafhopper), 4715 nucleotides long. RefSeq names its product MFS-type transporter SLC18B1-like. The record is from RefSeq and is a predicted model, not a curated record. Bases 84 to 1601 code for a protein of 505 amino acids. Gene Ontology annotation, molecular function: transmembrane transporter activity. The transcript is spliced from 12 exons. Gene Ontology annotation, biological process: transmembrane transport. Lineage: Eukaryota; Metazoa; Arthropoda; Insecta; Hemiptera; Cicadellidae.
AAAACUCAAACAUGGUGUAUAUUUUGUAACUUAGUUGGUUAAAAUUUGUAUUUAGUGACCUCGGAAGUGUCUAGUGCUCCAAAAUGCCGCCGAAUUCGGAAAGGAACAACCCAUCGGCCACUAUGAUCAUUGAUGAGAUGAGCCCAGUACUGACGAUGGGAGGGGCUCCAAAACUAACCAAGAGACAAUGGAUGACGAUGGUAGCCAUCGGAAGUGUUCACUUCUCCAGUGCCAUCUGUAUAUCAUUGCAGGCUCCCUUCUACCCGCAGGAGGCUGAAUUGAAAGGGGCUACCGCUACAGAAUAUGGACUAGUUUUUGGCAGUUUUGAGCUAAUAGCAUUUCUCAGCAGCCCUAUUCUAGGAAAAUAUCUUGACUCUUGGGGUGCUAAAACAACUCUUCACUUAGGGAUGAUCUUGGCAGCUUUAUCAGCUAUUUUAUUUGGGAUGCUAGACUAUGUGAUGGCACACAAUUGGUUCAUCUCCUUAUCAUUCCUGCUAAGGAUAACAGAAGCUCUAGGAUCUACAGCGGCGCUCGUGGCUGCCUUCUCGAUAACUGCCGCUGUGUUUCCCAAAUCUAUCGGGACUACUUUUGCAACUCUGGAAGUUUUCUACGGUGUUGGAUAUAUUGUUGGUCCUACCAUCGGUGGAUUCUUAUUUUCCCUUGGAGGUUUCAAAUUGCCGUUCAUCGUGAACGGCCUUGCGAUGUUGGUGAUCGCACUCGUCAUAGUUUACGUUCUUCCUCCAAUCUAUCAAGAAGUCAAGGAUGAACAAGGAGAUGGCAUCACAGAUUUCCUGAAGGUGCCAGCUAUUCUACUCAACUCAGCUGCUGUUGUUGCCACUGCCAUCAGUAUGGGAUUUUAUUCUGCUACACUUGAACCUCAUUUAAGAUUGUUCAACCUGUCCCCCAUUGCCAUGGGAUUGAUGUUCGUGAUCAGUGGAGGGACGUAUGCCUGCGUCGCACCGAUCGUUGGCCGUAUCUGUGAUCGUUGGGCGUAUCCCAAGAGAGUUAUAUCUGUUGGUUGUGUCCUGGUCGUUAUCAGCUUCACGAUUGUUGGGCCGGCGCCUUUCGUACCACUACCUACGACUCUGCCCCUCUGCAUCAUAGGCCUGGUGAUACACGGAGUAGGACUAGCGUCUCUGAUGGUACCGACCUUCAUGGACUCAAUAUGCUCUGCAGUCGCAGCAGGAUUCAACGAUGACAUCGGCACGUAUGGCAUACUCUCAGGGCUGUGGUCUGCCUCGUUCUCCCUUGGUGCUUUCAUUGGCCCCUCAGUGGCCGGGGUGCUUUACGACAAAGUAGGCUUCAGAAACGGAACUUUGUUUGUCAUAAUCAUCCACUCAGCAUUGUUUGUGGUAUGCACAUGCUUCAUCACGUUUGAGAAGAAAAGAAGUUUACCUCCGAACAGAGUCCGUCUGCUCAGCGAGAGAUAUGAGACUGAAGACGACACCUCGGACUUCGAACACGUCCAAACACUUAACAAGGGUAACAUUCCGACCAAUGCAUUGUUGGGAUGGGACCUUGCUAGGAGUAAAUCCAAUAGUUCAUCGGGUGGGAUCCCUUCAGUGCACAAUGGAUACGGCAGUUUUACUCAUCCCUAUUGACAAUUGUAUCUUUCUAUGAAAGCAUUAACACUAUGUCUGUAAGACCAAGUUUAAAAACAGGUUUAUGAUAACCUGUGUGGCAUAAAAACUUGCUGCGUUUACAAAAGGGAAAAAUGAUCAGAACAAUCCAUCUAAGACUGUUUUAUUGGUUAAAAUAUUUUUUAAAUUUUGCUUAACAACAAGAAAAAAUGGUAAACAUCUAAACAGCUGAUGUUUAAAGCCUGGUUAACCUUAAAAUUGUCUCCAGCAGAUCCUUAAUGAUGAAAAAAUAUAAGGUGUAUGUUAAAUAUUCCUUGUACGCACUGUCACAGAGAAUUAAGGUAUAGAGGAAACACGCUUAUGGGACAAAUGUGCGCCUUUUAGCUCUAUUUUGCUGUGCUUGGAAUACUCUUAUGAUGCACAAGGAAGAGCCUGAGCAGCGAGCACUGUGCGGAAAUUCCUCUUUCAUAGGGCAUAGGAGGGUCUUCCUCCAACGUGAGAGUCGUAGUACAUGAGGGUGAGCGGGGCAGUGUUGGACUUUGCUGUAGACACCACUUACAGUGUACCAUUGAAUGUUUCCUCUGUGCCUUACUUCUCUGUGGUACUGCACACGUAAUACCGUGUUUUUAAAACAUGGUUAUGUAAACUUCUCAUAAUUCAAAGAAGGUAUAAUCCCGAAGUGUUUGAGAGAGUCUUCUGUUUAUGAAUUACAAUGUGAAAGGUGCUAAAUCUUGUAAAUAUUUUUUCUCAACUAACAUAACUUUACUGAUGUUAUUUUGGAUGUUAGUGCUAAGAUCUGUAUAGUUUUCAUUGUUUGAUCUGAAGGGAAGAUUCAGAAGGUGUUAAAAAUAUGUGAUAUUUGUACAUACAUGCCUUUCAGCUUACGUAGUUUUUUAUCUGUUUAUUACUUUAUAGUUUAUGUGAGAGUAAUCAUAAUAUUUAUAGGCUUGUUUAGAGUUAACACAAUUUUGCAUUUAUUUUUAGUGUUUUGUAAUUUCUCUAUGGUCUGGUCAGGAAGUAAGUUUUGAUUCAAAAUGAAGAAACAAUUAUACAUUUUACGGAUGGUUUUAAACUGCAAUAUCACUAAUAUAUGAGGACAUAAUUAAUCUUAUUGAAUAUUAAAUUUAUCGGAUAAUGAAGUAGACAUUCCAUCUUUACCAGCUUUUGACAGUCUUUUAUUCUAGAGAACACAUUGGAAUAAGACUCAAGCUUGGUUUCGAUUUAAGUUUAUGAUCUGAUCUCACGCUGUUAUGAAUCUGUUAUAACUUAAUGUUUGUACUCAAAUGAAUGAGAAAUUUCUAGCUAAUAGAAACGUUAAAUAUUGUUUGAAUAAUUGUCGUUGAGUAUAGCCAUAGCUCAGGAAAAGUAUAGGCCAUAUGGAAAUAUAAAAAGUACAGUUUUUGGAAUUUUCUCCGGGCGCUUUAAUCGUUUAACAACGCUUGAAUGUACAAAAUUAUCGGUCUUUUAAGCAAAAUAUCAUGUUUUGAGAUAAAAAAUGGGAAAAACAAUAUUUUUUUCAGGAAAUGAAAAUGCCUAUGGAACUUUUUCUCCUAGUCCGAUCAAACUGGUUUGCAAACUGAUUUGACUAAUUUAAUAAUUUAAAUUGGGAACCCGAGUUAUCAUGCUAACACACACACAAACACAUAUAAAUUUGAAAAGAUGGUGUUUUUCGCUUCUGGGGACCUCAAAAGGAAAAAAAAUUAAUCCGGUCGAGGGUCUAGGUCUUACCAUGAGACCUAUGGUAAUAGCUUAAGGCCCAGCGCACACGGUGUGUGACUGUUUUACAACAACUGUUGCAAACCAGUUGCAUCUGAAACCAGUUUGCAACUGAAACAAAACUUCUGUCCGCACACGGUGUGACUGUUUUACAACUACAGUUGCGUCCAUUGUGCAAUAAGUGGAGUGUCAAUUAAGCAGUUACGUUGCUUUAAAGCCUUAAGAGCGCUAACUAUGUCAGACUCAGACGAAGAAGACGUUAUUAGCUAUUAUCAGUUCUGAAGACAGCGAAGAGUACUGAGAGAGCAUUGGGUUCACCCUUAUUUGAGCAAGAAUGUUAGUCCUAGGCUGUUUGUAGCAGCUAGAGCUAGUCGGAUAGGAUAUUAUAAACACUUAAAACACUAUAUGGAAGUCAAAAUACUACCAAAAUACCACCAAACACCACAAAAACACCCCGUGGUCUCGUGCAACUUAAGUCUCCAACGCAACUGCAACGUCGGGCCCACGGUUGCAUGUGACUGGUUUCAAACUUCUUUUGAAAUCGCUUACAACCAGUUGCGUCGUGUGCGCCUCCCCACUGCAAUACAUUGCCGAGGUCACAAAGCAGUUGCAAGCGCAACUGGUUUGCAACGAAAGUUGUAAAACAGUCACACGGUGUGCGGUGGGCCUAAGCGGAAAUUCGCUAACAGUAUUUUACAGUAGCAAAUUUUGUCAGGUGUUCAAUUGAAUAAACUUUUUUUUCUAUUCUUCAACUGUCCAAAUAUUUAUGAUGGGAUGUCUACCUCACAGUAUCAACAAUCAAAGCUUCUAUUUUAUCUAUGGUGAAACCAUAACCACAUUCUAAACUGGAUGAUACAAUGGACACUUCAGUGCAAUUACUGAGAGAUUGAUUUUGAAAGCCAAAGCUGCAUGUGACAUAUUGAUUUGUAUAUGUUUGUCUAUCACCAAAGAAACUCAGCCAGGAGAUCUGUUUUGUACCUGUUUUCAACCAUUGACAACAGACUUUUGCUGAGUUGCAUUACCUACCACUUCCGUGGUUAAUUCUUCACUUGGAUGGAAGUUACAAAACAUCGGCAGAACUUACUUUCUGAUCAGUUCUAAUAUUCAGGUUAAGUUAUUGUAAAUACAAAAUCGGUAGCACUAGCUUUUGUAAUUUUGAAUUUAUUACUAGCAUCUUUGAUCAAAAUAACCUAAGAUUUUUAAGUACAUUGGAUAGUUUGACUGCUGUAGGAAUCCUAGAUAUUAGUUUCACUAGAUUCCUGACCAAAGUGUCAGGCAUGUUAAGCUAGUCAUAGGAUCAGAAACUCGUUUCAUUCCAGUAUUACUUUAAGGAGAUUUGUUUUAAGAAGCCAUGUUGGUAAUGAAUCAUAUGUUUUCUAUAUAAGAGUGUUUUGUAAUAAAAAACUUGUUUUGAAAUAA